This is a messenger RNA of Alternaria atra, 783 nucleotides long. RefSeq lists its product as uncharacterized. Gene Ontology annotation, molecular function: oxidoreductase activity, acting on the CH-OH group of donors, NAD or NADP as acceptor. NCBI's taxonomy places the organism in Eukaryota, Fungi, Ascomycota, Dothideomycetes, Pleosporales, Pleosporaceae. The transcript has 3 exons. Bases 1 to 783 code for a protein of 260 amino acids. The record is from RefSeq and is a predicted model, not a curated record.
AUGCCUACCAUACUCGUUGUAGGAGCUACUCGCGGCCUUGGUGCGAGCAUCGUAAAAACCUAUGCAGCAGACGCAAACAACCAUGUUCUGGCAACCGCAAGGACGUCAGAACCUCCAGAGAGUACAAACAAUAUCACUUACAUUCCAAAUGUCGACCUCGAAUCUCCACAUGCCGGCAGCGAUCUCGUUCACUUUCUUGAAUCACACAACAUAUCACACCUGGACAUUGUCAUCAUAACAGCAGGCUAUUUUGCAACUGAGUCGCUUAAGGAGCCAUCCUUUUCCGCUCAACAGCGCAUGUAUACAAUAUGCGCCAUCGGUCCCACCGUCCUCGUCACCGCACUCGCCAACUACAACAGCACACUUCUCAAUGAUCGGUCCAAGAUAGUCUUCGUCUCCUCAGAGAGCGGCAGUAUUACGCUCAGACACGAGUCGGAGGGUGGCGGUAAUUACGGCCACCAUGCCAGCAAAGCUGCGCUCAACAUGUGCGCGAAACUGUUAAGCUUAGACUUGAGGGACCGUGGCAUUGCAAUAGUCACCGUGCAUCCAGGCUUCAUGAGGACGGAAAUGACCCGUAACGUGGGCUUUGACAAGUUCUGGGACGAAGGGGGUGCAGUCACACCGGAAGUCGCUGCGCAGUCGCUUGUCGAAUGGAUUGAAUCGUUCGAUAUUAGUCAUACUGGACAGUAUUGGGCUCCAAGAGGACCUGGUGAUAUUGGUACUGCCGAGCCCGUGCUGGGACCUAAGAACAAGCUGUCUACUCCUCUUCAGCUGCCAUGGUGA